ACUGACCUCAAAAUUACAGCAGCUUCCUUUUCAGGGCGGAGUAAAUCAGAGGAAAAGCUCCUGGAUUAUCACAUGAGCGGCUUUUGCAGAAUUCCUAUUAACCCCCAGUCAUUGAAAGGUGACUUUAAUAUGUUCCGCGGUCCGAUCGACAGCAAGAGAAUAACGCUGUGAGAAGCAGCGAAUAUUGACAAAGGAGGCAGAUUGGCACAGCAACGGGAGACCACGUUCAUUUGGAUUCCGGCAUUCCCACUGUGACAUGUGGAAGAAGUGGGUUUUCGCGCUGUUGGUGUGGCUAUGGACGGGAUUUCCUGAUGCAACGGGUUCCUAUUCUUCCCCACAUCUUAGCAUCCAGAAUAAAGAACAUAUAAUUAAUGCUAAUGACACUUUAAUAAUUACUUGCAGAGGACGUGAACCAUUGGAAUGGUCAUGGCCCAGAAAUCACAGUAACAUGGAACACAGGAUAUCCCUGACUGAUUGCACCAACAGUACCUCGUUUUGCAAAACUCUCAUUUUGACAAAAACCAUCGCAAACGAUACGGGAGCAUAUCGGUGUUUCUACAAGUACUCUACGGUGCAAGAAGCUGCAAGUAUUUAUGUCUUUGUUCAGGACAAUCAAAUUCCCUUUGUGAAUUCCUAUCCUGGGAACCCAGAAGCAUUGUACAUAAUGGAAACCAAGACAAUAGUGAUUCCAUGCAAAGUAUCCAUGCCGGAUCUUAAUGUGACCCUACAUACGAAAUAUCCAGAAAAAUACAUUGCUGCUGAUGGAAUGACAACUUUCUGGGACAAUCAGAAAGGUUUCACUAUUUUGAGUCACAAGAUCAGAGAUGUAGGAAUGGUCACGUGUGAAACAACAAUGAAUGGAAGAGUCUACAGUUCCAACAUGUAUGUGGUGGUAGUUUUAGGAACCAAGAUUCAGGAGCUUACACUAAACCCUCGGUCACAAGUGGAGUUAGCAGUGGGGGAACGUUUGAUACUCAACUGUAGUGCCAAAACUGAACUCAAUGUUCGGCUGAUCUUUAAUUGGAAGUAUCCUGGAUUGAAGAAUCCACACCUAGUCUUCAAAACAAUGAAACAAGAACAACCCAAAGGGCUGGAACUCUCAAACAUUCUGAUUAUAGACAAUGUGACAAAAGGAGAUGAAGGAACAUAUUUUUGCAGUGCCUCCAGUGGAAUGAUGACAAAGGAGAACAGCACUGAUGUCAUCAUCUAUGACAGACCCUUCAUCUUCAUAGAUCACAAAGCUGGGUCGAUAGUUGAGGCAGUGCUGAAAGAAAAGAAUGUCAAAAUUCCGGUGAAGGUUACAGCCUAUCCCCAGCCAGAGAUGAAAUGGAUAAAGAAUGGAAGGUCAAUUAGUAAGGAUCAAGCAUACUACAAGAUAAAGCAAGUUGGGUAUACAUUGAUUAUCAGUGAUGUGACUGAGAAGGAUGCUGGAAACUACACAAUUAUACUUAAAAAUCCUAUGACGAGAGAAGAGCAGCGUCACACAAUCCAACUUGUAGUAAACGUUCCCCCAAGGAUUCAUGAAAAAGCCGUGGCUACAUACAAUGACUUCUAUAGCUAUGGGAGUAGACAGACUCUGAUUUGCACUGUCUAUGGCAUUCCUCUUCCAGACAAGAUUAUUUGGGAAUGGCAGCCAGUAGAGAACUGUAGCUUCCUCCACCAUUCUCAAAGAGAAUUGAGAAACCCCUCUGAGUCGCAUGAAAAGAAGAUCUGGAGGAAUGUUGCAGACAAUGACGGCAGUAACAAGAUCGAGAGGACAGAGCCUCGGACCGUUUUUCUUGAAGGAAAGCACAAGGUGGUCAGCACCCUUGUGAUUCAGGCAGCAAAUGUCUGUGCUAUGUAUAGAUGUCGGGCUUUUAACAAAGUCGGACAAGAUGAGAGGGUUAUCUUCUUUCAUGUAACCAAGGGACUUGAAAUUAAUUUGCAGCCUACUGACCAUCCCAUUGAAAAGGACAAUGUAACUCUUCAGUGCAAAGCAGACAAAUUUACAUAUGAGAACCUUAAAUGGUACAAGGUCCACUCCAAAAUUCUCCAAAACUGCCAUGGCAACCUUGCCAUCCUCCCAUGUGAAGACCUCCAACGUGAUGCACAACUGAUGACUUGGAGGAUGGUUUCUGAACAGAAGACUGAAAACAUCACCAUUGAACUGAGCUUUGGCAAGGUAUCUCUUCACGAUCAAGGAGUCUAUCUUUGUGAAGCGCAGAAUAAAAAGACUGGUGAAAAACACUGUAUAAUGAAGACACUUUCUGUAGAAGCUCAACAGACUCCAUUGGUGCUUCAGAAUCUGACAGACCAAACAGUGAAUAUGAGCUCGUCUGUAGAGAUGAAAUGUGAUGUGGUCGGGGCACCGAGCCCACAUAUAAUAUGGUAUAAAAAUAACAAGCAGCUUCUGGAAAUGUCAGGCAUUGUUCUAAAUGAGCUGAACAGGACCUUGACCAUCCAGAGAUUAAAGAAGGAAGAUGAAGGGAGGUACAAGUGUGAGGCUUGUAACAUCCAGGGCUGUGCGGAGACUUCUGCGAUGAUUGCUGUAAAAGGAUUUGAAGAUAAGGCAAACCUUGAAUUGAUCAUCCUAGUUGGCACUGGUGUGAUUGCCUUGUUCUUUUGGUUGCUUCUAAUAAUCAUCUUGCGGACAGUAAAACGGCCCAGUGAUGCAGAACUGAAGGCUGGCUACUUGUCAAUCAUCAUGGACCCAGAUGAAAUAUCUACGGAUGAGCAGUGUAAAAGACUGUCAUAUGAUGCCAGUAAAUGGGAGUUUCCUAGAGAUAGACUUAAAUUAGGCAAACCUUUGGGUUGUGGAGCUUUUGGCAAAGUGGUUGAAGCAGCUGCAUUUAAUAUUGGAAAAGCCUCUACUUGCAGAACUGUUGCUGUCAAGAUGUUGAAAGAAGGAGCAACAUCUAGCGAACAAAGAGCAUUGAUGUCCGAACUGAAGAUUCUUAUUCAUAUUGGCCAUCACCUCAAUGUGGUGAACCUGCUCGGAGCCUGCACAAAAGCAGGAGGACCUUUGAUGGUGAUUGUUGAGUUUUGCAAGUAUGGGAACCUAUCAAACUACUUGAGAAGCAAGCGAAGCAAUUAUAUCCCCUACAAGAGCAAAGCACUGAAGUCAAGACAGGUAAAAGAAAAUGAUUAUGCUGAAAUGGAGAGUGAGUUUAAACGGCGCUUAGACAGCAUUGCAAGUAGUGAGAGCUCCACCAGUUCUGGGUUCGCAGAAGAAAAAUCACUGAGCGAUGUGGAAGAGGAGGAAGUUACAGAUGACCUUUACAAGAACUGGUUGACAAUGGAGGACCUUAUCUCUUACAGUUUCCAGGUAGCCAGGGGGAUGGAGUUCCUGGCAUCACGAAAGUGCAUUCAUAGGGAUCUAGCAGCACGCAACAUACUCUUGUCAGAGAACAAUGUGGUGAAGAUCUGUGACUUUGGUUUGGCUCGAGAUGUUUAUAAAGACCCAGAUUAUGUUAGGAAAGGAGAUGCACGACUACCUCUUAAAUGGAUGGCCCCAGAGACCAUCUUUGAUAAAGUUUAUACGACACAGAGUGAUGUGUGGUCAUUUGGGGUUCUACUUUGGGAAAUCUUUUCAUUGGGUGCCUCUCCAUAUCCUGGUGUUCAGAUUGACGAAGAAUUCUGUCAAAGACUCAAAGAUGGCACACGAAUGCGAUGUCCUGAAUAUGCGUCUGCAGAAAUCUAUCAGACAAUGCUGGACUGUUGGCAUGGGGACUAUAAAGCAAGACCAGUCUUUUCUGAACUAGUGGAGCACCUCGGAAAUUUACUGCAGGCAAAUGCUCAACAGGAUGGGAAGGAUUAUAUUCCGCUGAACAUGUCGCUGACUAUAGAAGAUGAUUCCCGGCUUUCUCUGCCAACUUCACCUGCUUCCUGUAUGGAAGAACAGGAAGGGUGUGAUCCAAAAUUCCACUAUGACAACACAGCAGGAAUACGAUACUUGAAUGGCAGUAAAAUGCGAAACAGGCCUGAGAGCGUUAAAACGUUUGAUGAAAUACCAGUAGAGCAAACAACUGUUGUUGUGCAAGAGGAUAACCAGACUGACAGUGGCAUGAUACUUGCAUCAGAGGAACUUCAAACACUGGAAACAAGGCAGAGUCAGAGUUUGGCAUUCAGUGCUUUAAUCCCCAGCAAAAGUAAAGAGUCUGUGUCAUCAGAUGGCUCCAACCAGACAAGCGGCUACCAGUCAGGUUACCAUUCUGACGACACUGACACAGUUCCUUACCCCAAUGAAGAAGCGAAAACCAAGGAUAAUUACUGCACCUUCCCAACUGAUUACAACCUUGUAAUUCGAUACAGCACACCGCCUGUUUAAGAAUUCACUUCAACACUCAGAGGAUGCCAACUUGUAGCAAAUUCACCUAAGCCUUAAUUCAAUAAAGUUACCGCAUAUUUUAUCUAAAAUAUUGUCAAAAUAUGAACUUUGUUCUAAACAAUAGAACUAUUAUUAAGAUUGACACUAGGUAUCUUUAUAUUUCAGAUGAGGGCAGUGGAGUAACUUAUGGUCAAUAAUAUACCAACUGUUAAACUAACACCAGUUUGUUCUGUUCUUGUAAGUUCAGCUUUGGUUGUACAAUACAUGAACUGUCACACAAAAUAUAUGAAAUAGACAAGGCUUUCAGAAUUGAUCUUUUGAAAAAGUGACAAAAAUUGACUGUUACGUUGACGUUGGUCAUCACUUCACAAUAAGACAUUGCAUCAAGUUGUCCAUCAAACUUCAAGCAAUUCAAGGCUGAGGAAAGGCAACAAUUAAACGAAACACUGCACAAUUGAAAGUUACGUCGUAACUUAAGACUGAGUUCCUAAUUGACAAUGAAACUGUCUGAAUGUAUAAAUCCUGUAUUGCCAUAUUUCAUCUCUGUUCAAUGGAUAGCUCUCCGGUUAUACAUUUGUGUGUGUGCAGAGACAGAAUGAGAGAGGAAGUAUAGAUAGGCACCUAUUUAUAGCACCUGAGUGUUGAAUGCAUUUUCACAAAUAAAUGUAAUAUAUUGAACACAGAUAAUAAGAUACAGAUAAUUAAAUGAGUAUGCUGUAUGCAGUACACAUUCUUACUGCCAUAUGAAGGAAUGUUGGAUUGGAUUGGAUAAACAGGAAAACCAGGGAAUGGUCAUUUGGUGGUACAUACACUCUUUCCAUUGAGUAGCAAUCAAAGUAAAAUACUUCCAAAUAAACACAUGUAUAAACAUUGAACUGGAAAUGAGAAAAGAUUGUGCUAUGUAUAAUAUAUAUAUAGAUCAGAACACAGCCUUUUUACUACUGUUGAAUGUGAAUAUUCAGAGUCUUUGUUAUGGUUUGCACAAUCACCAUGGAAUAGACCGAAAAAGUGAUCAGUGUAUUAUUUCUUAAAGGAAAGAUUCUUUAUAACAAAAUUACUUUAUAUGAAGAGAAUAUUUGAGCAGAUUUUCAUUUCACUUUGUGUUCCAUCUUUUGUUUUCCAAAAGUGAAAUGUUUCAAAAGAUACAGUAUUACAGAUGAAUAAACAUCUGCUCAAGGCAAUUUAUACUUUUGUAAAAUACAUAUAUUGUGUUUUUGCAAUUAUUUAGAUUUGUAUCCUGUUUUUCAACAAUAAGUUUAUAGAAAAUCAAUGUCUUGUAGUAAAGUAAUUUGAUGAUGUUAAAGGAAAUUAAUUGAAAUUGUAAACUUGCUUGCUGGACUGAACUUUAAAUUGAGAGGAUCAAGUGGUUUAUUUGACCAGUUUCUCUACCCAUCUCCCAAAUACCUUGUUGUGAUGUUGGACAUUGCAUUUCUGGAUGGAACAUACAGGUAAUGUCAAGAGUUUAUUUCUCACAUGAAUCUGUUAUUUGAUGGCCUGAAUGCACUGAUACUUGUGCAACUAUUUAGUUCAGUACAAUGGUUAAACCCAUUUCCAGAGCAAUGUACUAUUUUUGAGAGCAUAAGAUCCAGGAGCAGGAGUAGCCCCACGAGCCUGCUCUGCCAUUUAAUACAAUCGUGGCUCAAUCUGUCCAAUAGUCAGAUGAUGAACAUUGAUUUCAAUGCAAGCCAGGUCUUACAAUGAGACGUUCACCAUCGUUGGUUUUCUGCAUGACAGUUAAAUCUAUUUCCCCAGGCUUCAGUUAUUUCAUUUGUUAGCAGCAUAAUUCUGAUCCGUGAUAACUUGACUAAGUUUACAACUGAAAAUUUGAUGUCCUUAAAGUUGUGGAAAGUUUUGAGCUAAAUACACACUCAUAGCUCAAAAAGUGUUUUGUGUUGCCUGUAAAUAAACUAUUUUGUCUAUUUUUUUUUACAGUUCUUAGGAAUUGAACAAUGCGUAAAAGGUUCACUUCUGCAAUUUAUUUUUAAUAAACAUUUUUCGUA
This is a messenger RNA of Rhincodon typus (whale shark), 6306 nucleotides long. RefSeq names its product kinase insert domain receptor (a type III receptor tyrosine kinase) (gene kdr). Gene Ontology annotation, biological process: multicellular organism development; positive regulation of angiogenesis; vascular endothelial growth factor receptor signaling pathway. NCBI's taxonomy places the organism in Eukaryota, Metazoa, Chordata, Chondrichthyes, Orectolobiformes, Rhincodontidae. The record is from RefSeq and is a predicted model, not a curated record. Gene Ontology annotation, molecular function: growth factor binding; ATP binding; vascular endothelial growth factor receptor activity. Bases 257 to 4306 code for a protein of 1349 amino acids. Gene Ontology annotation, cellular component: signaling receptor complex; membrane. The transcript is spliced from 30 exons.